Zophobas morio is the source of this 1150-nucleotide messenger RNA. Its product is annotated as putative odorant receptor 71a. The transcript has 5 exons. Gene Ontology annotation, cellular component: plasma membrane. The record is from RefSeq and is a predicted model, not a curated record. Gene Ontology annotation, biological process: detection of chemical stimulus involved in sensory perception of smell; sensory perception of smell. Lineage: Eukaryota; Metazoa; Arthropoda; Insecta; Coleoptera; Tenebrionidae. Gene Ontology annotation, molecular function: olfactory receptor activity; odorant binding. The annotation marks the transcript as partial.
UUUACAAUGAAAGACUACAACCUCUGUGACUCUUUCGCACUCGAAAAAAAGCUCCUCCUACUGGCAGGUUUCUACCCCAAUAGAGAGAAAAAGUACCUGCGCCUCUACUACUUAAGCGCUUUUAUUAAUUUGGUCAUCUCGUAUGGACAACUCGUCACCAUGGUCAUUCAAAUGGUGUUAGACCGAAGCGACCUCUUGAAACUCACCGAAUCCCUUCUUUACUUUUUCACUCACUUUACUUUCAUCUGUAAACUAUUAAACUUCCAGUGCUACUUCAACGAAUUAAAGAAAAUCGAAGACUUUCUAACAGAUCCAGCAUUUUACGGAUUUUCUUCGACACAGUUGGAAAUUAUCAAAAUAAAAAUACGUUCUUGCGACACCAUCGCAAACAUCUUCAGGGUUUGUUGCUCGUGUACCAUCACGUUUUACUCAAUGGUGCCUUUUAUUGACGCAACCAGAAAAGGGGCGUUACCUUUACCAGGAUGGUUUCCGUAUGAUAUACAAAAGUACUACUCAGUGACGUUUUUUCUGCAAGUGGUGAGCGUUAUUAUCAGCGCUUAUGGUAAUACAGGCAUUGAUAUUUUGACUUGGAAGUUGAUAUCAAUAGCCUCGGCUCAGUUUGAAAUUUUGAAACAAAAUUUAGAAGAAAUUGAUUUUGAAAAUGAUUUUGACGAAACAAAGGAAUUACUAGUGAAGUGUAUAAACCACCAUUUAAAAAUCGUGGAGUUAACCAAGAAAGUCCAAAAUGCGUUUUCUAAAGGUAUGUUUUUGCAACUGUUUUGCAGCAUUGGUGUCAUUUGUACCAAUGGUUUUCAAAUGGUACUGGUACCCAUUGCUAGCAGUCAGUUCGCCUUUUCAGUCUCCUACUUGUGUGGAAUGACGUGUCAGAUUGCCACAUACUGUUGGUACGGCCAUGACGUCAUGACAACGAGUGAUGAAAUCGCCAGAUCUCUCUACAUGUCGAACUGGUACCAAGGUGACCACAGAAUCCGCAAAAUGUUGACAAUAUUUCUAGAAAAUGUCAAAAAACCCAUUCUUAUCAAAGCCGGAAACUUUGUGACCUUAUCUCUGGCAACACUAACGCAAAUUCUGCGUUCAGCAUACUCUUAUUUUGCAGUUUUGCAACGUCUUUACAACGAUGCAUAGUAAA